This is a messenger RNA of Prosopis cineraria, 1524 nucleotides long. Its product is annotated as UPF0496 protein At1g20180-like. The transcript has 2 exons. The coding region runs from base 126 to 1241 and encodes 371 amino acids. NCBI's taxonomy places the organism in Eukaryota, Viridiplantae, Streptophyta, Magnoliopsida, Fabales, Fabaceae. The record is from RefSeq and is a predicted model, not a curated record.
ACACAACGUGGUGCGUGUGUGUGUACAUAUUUAAUUUUAAUACCAUCCCUCCAUCUCUCUAACAAAGGAAUCCCAGAAAAAAGUUUUUCUUUAGGCUCUUCUACCUAUGUUGCGAUCAUAUCAAAAUGACAAACACUAGGUGGUUCAAGUUGAUCAUAUCUCCCAUGCCAAGAGUAGGUAGAUCAAGGAAAGAGAGCGAUGAAGAUAGCUUGUGCAGGAAGCCAAACGUCAAUGAAGAAUACCAGGAAGCUUUCAGAACAAAAUCUUACAUGGAAAUAUGCAGCAAAGCACAGGGGCAGCUGGUAAACGCAAGCAUCACCACAACACCUUCUUCUUCGCCAUCUUCGUCUCUUCCUUAUUCCUUGCAUCUCACUGAACAUUUGCUCGAACCCCAACAAGAGACCGUUACGAAUAUGACCCAAACCUUGAAGAGGCAUCAUCUUCUGUUGGAGUACUUCGAAGCUAGCUUGGAGGCAUGCCAUUACUGCGACACAAUCCUUGAAGCAAUCCUUCAUAUGCAUGUUUCGUAUAAGAAAAUCACGAGGGUCCUGAAGCUGAGCAAGUUUAUGCUUGAUUGUCCAGACACAGACCGAACCCACAAGGCGAUCUAUAGAGAUCUUGCUUCCUUCGCACGACAAAAGAACCCUUUUUCCAUUAUCAGCUCCUCUCAGUUCCGCGACAUUCACAAAGCAUACGCGGGGCUUCUGCACAGACUAAAAUCAGAAGAUCGGAAGAUUCGAAGAAGAGGGAGAUUUAAGAGAAUUUGCAAGAUGGUUGGAGGAGUUGGUCUUACCAUCUUGCACGGUGCUAUUCUGAUUAGUUUGCUAAUUUUUGCGUUGCAUAGCAUAGUUGGCACAGUGGCAGCACCCUGUAUAGUAGUUGGCUUGGUAGGUUUAUUCAGGAAAAGAAUCAAGCGGGCUCUGGGUAGUGAUUUUGGAAGACAGUGUGAGCAACUUGAUAUUGCUGCUAAAGGGGUUUAUAUGCUGAUCAAUGACUUCGAUACCAUGAGCAGGAUGGUUAAAAGGUUACAAGAAGAAGUGGAUCAUCGGCAAGCAGUUGCUGAUAUGUGCGUUAAGAAUGGCAAGUGUGAAAUACUGAAGCAGGUUUUGAGGGAAUUUCAUGACCAUGAGUCUAACUUUUUGGAUCAGUUAGAAGAGCUUGAAGAACAUAUCUAUUUGUGCUUUCUCACAAUAAACAGAUCCCGAAAACUUGUUCUUCAAGAAAUUAUGGAGAAACAAUAGUUGAAUAAUUCCAUACCUUUUGUCUCUGCUUUCACAUUUCAAGGCCGAAGGAGGUAGCAGCAACGAGCAUCUAGUCUAGUUCCAAUUGAAACUAGUGAUCAGCCAGAAUGUACGGCUUCAGGACAUCAAAUUUUGGUGCUUAUUCCCCUCAAGUGCCUGAUCCUUUGGUCACACGGACGGAGUAAGGAGUGGUCUCCAUUGCAUUUAAUAGUUGGUUUUGACCAUUUUAGUUAUGUGGUGAGUGAUGAAAGAUCAAAUCGAUUUUUCUUGUUUUGUCUUCUUA